Schistocerca nitens (vagrant locust) is the source of this 837-nucleotide messenger RNA. RefSeq names its product golgin subfamily A member 6-like protein 7. Bases 1 to 837 code for a protein of 278 amino acids. The transcript has 5 exons. The record is from RefSeq and is a predicted model, not a curated record. Lineage: Eukaryota; Metazoa; Arthropoda; Insecta; Orthoptera; Acrididae.
AUGGAUAUAUCGAAUAGUAUCGAAAUAUCGAAAAGUAUCGAUAUAUCGAUAAAUAUCGAUAAGAUUCGAAAAGAUAUCGAUAAGUAUCGAAAAGAUAUCGAUAAGUAUCGAAAAGAUAUCGAUAAGUAUCGAAAAGAUAUAGAUAAGUUUCAAAAAGAUAUCGAAAAGUAUCGAAAAGACAUCGAAAAGUAUCGAAAAGUUAUCGAAAAGUAUCGAAAAGAUAUCGAAAAGUAUCGAAAAGUAUCUAUAUAUAAUGAAAAGUAUCGAUAUAUAAUUAAAAUAUCGAUAUAUAAGUACCGAAAAGAUAUCGAAAAGUACCGAAAAGAUAUCGAAAAGUACCGAAAAGAUAUCGAAAAGUAUCGAAAAGAUAUCGAAAAGUAUCGAAAAUAUAUCGAAAAGUAUCGAAAAGAUAUCAAAAAGUAUCGAUAUAUCGAUAAGUAUCGAAAAGAUAUCGAAAAUAUCGAAAAGAUAUCGAAAAGUAUCGAAAAGAUAUCGAAAAGUAUCGAAAAGAUAUCGAAAAGUAUCAUAAUGAUCGAAAAGUAUCGAAAAGAUAUCGAAAAGUAUCGAUAUAUCGAAAAGUAUCGAUAUAUCGAAAAGUAUCGAUAUAUCGAUAAAAAAGGUAUCGAAAAGUACCGAAAAGAUAUCGAAAAGUACCGGAAAGAUAUCGAAAAGUACCGAAAAGAUAUCGAAAAGUACCGAAAAGAUAUCGAAAAGUACCGAAAAGAUAUCGAAAAGUAUCGAAAAGAUAUCGAAAAGUAUCGAAAAGAUAUCGAAAAGUAUCGAAAUGAUAUCGAAAAGUAUCGAAAAGAUAUCGAAAUGUAUCGAUAUAUCGAAUAG